UGAUAUAUACAAGAUCGUUAUGUUGUAAAAGCUUUGCUGUGAGUUUGUGUCUCGUUUUUAUAGUUUCUGGACGAGUGAUUAGUAAAAGCAAUCAUGAAUUCUAUUUCUAAUGAAAAAGAAGGAACGUUUGGUGUAUCAUCCAUGGAUUUUUCAGUGUUGUGCUUUAAAGUUAUACUAAAUAAAAUGGCUUUUGCGUGGAAAAUGUAAGAUUGAUAAGAUAAGCAACCAUGGACCAUCGUCAUUGUGCCCAAGAUGUUUUACGGUGUCGUUUAUGCAAAACACCAGCCCCUCCUAUGUACUGUGACAUUUGUCACAUACAUCUAUGUAAAGGCUGCGUGGGGGAACAUCUAUCCAACCAACCUUUACAACACAAAGUUGUUCCAUUUAACGAGCGUGGUUCGACUUUUAUAUGUCCAAAACAUUCCCCUAAAUUGUGUGAACUUUACUGUGAACAGUGUGACAAUCCUAUUUGUGUGCUGUGUGCUUCAUCUGAAGAGCAUCAGUGUCAUAAGUUUGUUGACUUGACGAAUGCACUUGAAAGGCAUACACAGAUUUUACAACAAGAUUUACAUGAAUUGGAAAAUGUUAUUUAUCCGAAAUAUCAAGAAAUUGCAUCUUCCUUCCCGAUCAAGAUGGCUGAUCUCAAUGACAACUCAAAGAAACUGACGGAAGCUUUUGACAAACAUGGAAAACAAUUGCAUAUGGAGAUAGAUACCAUUAUCGCAAAUUUAAAAUUUGAUCUUGAAGAAAUGGAUUUGAAAUAUAUUACUUUCUUAAAUGAACAGGAAGACGAAAUUACUCGAAAGGUUUCUGAAAUCACUCAGACCAUUGCUGACUUAAAGAAAUUACUGAACACAAAUGAUUUCAGCCAGGUAUCUGCGUACAAAUCCAUGAAUGCUGAAUUUAGACAAUUGCCUCCUCAAAUUUCAGUUUCCCUACCACGUUUUACUCCACAAACAAUUAACAGAGAACAAAUUUAUCAGCAGUUUGGCUUCAUGUCAGAGUUAGUUAUUAAAACAGAAAAACCAGAUAGACUGCUAAUUGAUGAACCAAAAGUGAUCUCAGUCACCGAAACCGAGUUCGGAGAAAGUAAAAAUUUACAUAGUGUGUCCUGUCUAAAUCAGGAAGAAGUAUGGGCAUGUGGUCAGGAUAAUAUGAUCCGACUUUACAAUCUCAAGGGAGAACUAGUAAAGGCAAUCCAUACCAAGACCGGAAAUAAUCCAGAAAAUAUAACAGUCACGAGAAAUGGCGAUCUGCUGUAUACUGAUGUAGAUAAAAGAACCGUAAAUAUAGUGAAAAAUUCACACAUACAAAAACUAUUACGAUUAAGAGGAUGGAGACCCUUUGGUGUCACUAGCACUUCCUCCGGCGACCUUCUAGUUGCCAUGGACAGUGACGACUAUAAACAUUCUAGAAUUGUGCGUUACUCUGGUUCAUUGCUGCUGAAUUGUAUUGAGGUAGAUGAGCAUGGAGAACCUCUAUUUUCACCCGGCCGUUACAUUAGAUACAUCAGCGAGAAUAAAAACCACGAUAUCUGUGUAUCCGACUGGUACGCUGGAGCAGUAGUGGUGGUCAAUCAGGCCGGGAAACUCCGGUUUACCUACACUGGUCCUGCAACUAAGACAAUGGGGUCGCUUUAUCCGUACGGGAUCACAACAGACAGCCAGAGUCGGAUCCUGAUAGCCGAUGAUAAAAACAACUGCAUUCACAUCAUAGGACAAGACGGAAAGUUCCUCCGCUUUAUUGACAACUGUGAUUUACACAGUCCGUGGGGUUUGUGUGUGGACACGAACGAUAACCUCUUUGUGGCAGAAAAGGAAGGUCAAAUAAAGAAAAUCCAAUAUUAUAUGUAAACAUAGUCUGUCUAUAUAUAAUGUGAAAUGUUGUAUAAACCAAUAAACUGAUUUGAAAAACGAUAUAUUACAUCUAAUAAAUUAAGACUGUUGGCAAAUGAACUAAUGCCUGCACCAGAGUACUUGCGUACACCUUUGGUAUUCCAA
This is a messenger RNA of Magallana angulata, 2000 nucleotides long. RefSeq lists its product as uncharacterized. The record is from RefSeq and is a predicted model, not a curated record. Gene Ontology annotation, biological process: negative regulation of translation; protein polyubiquitination; proteasome-mediated ubiquitin-dependent protein catabolic process. Gene Ontology annotation, molecular function: zinc ion binding; ubiquitin protein ligase activity; translation repressor activity. The transcript is spliced from 2 exons. Lineage: Eukaryota; Metazoa; Mollusca; Bivalvia; Ostreida; Ostreidae. The coding region runs from base 228 to 1853 and encodes 541 amino acids.